AUGCCGAUUUGCAUACGCAUUGCAUCCAAAUCAUUGCAUUUGAGACUCAGCUUUCACUGCAAUUUUCAAAUUAUGAGUCUUCAAUCUAAACAACACAUAGUAAAGAUACGACCAUUUCACACACAUAACGAUGUGUUCGAGGAAGAUUAUUCCUGGUCUGAUCCAAAUGGGCCCAUGAAGGUCCUGCACGAUUAUAAUAAAGUACGCAUACCAUUCAUCAUCAAAACGCAACUAACGCAGCCAUCAUAUGCCAAGGAUGCUUACCUAAGGUAUUUAAAACGCAGAACAAAUGGUGUUGAUUCAAAUGUUUUACAAGGAUUGAAAGUGUUUGAAGUUGGAUGUGGCGGCGGAAUCCUUUCUGAACAAUUGGCUAUGCUGGGAGCCAAAGUAUUAGCAAUUGAUAGCAGCAAAAAGGCCAUUAGCCACGCCGUCAAGCGGCUUGAACAACUGAAUGCUACAAGCCAUGAAAGGCUGAAUAUUACAUAUGUUUGUAGUGAUCUGAAACUGUUUUCCUAUUCUAAUGAUAGUGAGAGUUGUAAGUUUUCCAUGAUUGUGUGUUCUGAAGUUCUAGAACAUAUGUCCAUGGAGGAAAAGUUGUUGUUUUUCUCAGUUUCAACCAAAAUACUAUCGGACGAUGGGACAAUAAUAAUAACCACACCCUCUAAAUCAUUAUAUUCACUAUUCGCUAACAUAUUGUUAGCUGAAAAUGUGUUCCAAAGUGUUCCAAAGGGAACUCACUGCUUUUCCAUGUUCAUUUCGCACAGAGAAUUGUUAGACAUAGCCGCCAAAUACAGGUUUCAAGAACUAGACUCUACGGGGCUAUUAUACAUACCAUUUUGCAGAAAAUUUAUUCCCGUAGGUACUAAAUCACAAUUAUACAUGACUGCCCUUCGUAAAGCAAAAGAUAGUUAUUUACAGCCGUAA
Babesia microti strain RI is the source of this 924-nucleotide messenger RNA. Its product is annotated as Ubiquinone biosynthesis O-methyltransferase. Gene Ontology annotation, molecular function: 2-methoxy-6-polyprenyl-1,4-benzoquinol methyltransferase activity. Gene Ontology annotation, biological process: ubiquinone biosynthetic process. The record is from RefSeq and is a predicted model, not a curated record. Lineage: Eukaryota; Apicomplexa; Aconoidasida; Piroplasmida; Babesiidae. Bases 1 to 924 code for a protein of 307 amino acids. The transcript is spliced from 2 exons.